AUGAGCGAGAAGAAGGCAAACUAUGGGUGGCUGAUGGCAGCAAAGGCUGCGAUCAAGGGUGUGGGAACCAUCAUGGAACGGGAGGUUCUGCCCAGGAGUGACGGACGCGACAUCGAGAUCAAGGACGCACUUUCCGUGCCAAGUAUGAGCAAGGAUCUGCUUUCGGUACUGCAGAUCAACAAGGGUCGCAAGUUCCAAGUCGUGUUCGAUGGGUCCAAGAUACAAGUAACGCGCAAGAAUUCCAAGCAAGUUGUGAUGACAGCGGAUCCCGUCGACGGAAUUUACUGGCUGCGGACUCCUCAACGAUCGACUAAUGCAGCGACACACAAUGGGGCCAUCGACUUACGCACGCACAUGGGUCAUGCAUCCCUCGAUGCUCUGCGCAAGAUGAUCGCCACCGGCAUGAUCAAGGCAGCCAAUACACCUCUCUCAUCAACUGGGCAAAGUGUGUGUCGCGGUUGCCAGCACGGGAAGAUGUUCCAAAAACCAUUCCCAACCAACCGUGACAAGUGUCACUAUAGUGUGUUUGAAUUGCUACAAUUCGACAUCUGCGGGCCAAUGUAA
Molecule: messenger RNA, 564 nt
Organism: Peronospora matthiolae
Lineage: Eukaryota; Oomycota; Peronosporomycetes; Peronosporales; Peronosporaceae
Source: the annotation of a GenBank genome assembly